Linum trigynum is the source of this 3729-nucleotide messenger RNA. The record is from the annotation of a GenBank genome assembly. NCBI's taxonomy places the organism in Eukaryota, Viridiplantae, Streptophyta, Magnoliopsida, Malpighiales, Linaceae.
AUCAAAACCUUAUUUUUAAGGGCUAAUUCCACAAAAUUGAAUAGUUUAGUCCACAAAUGACACUUUUUAAAUAUUUUGAACUAGGGGAAUUAGCCCUAUUUUUAAUAGAUAUAUUAACUUGUAUGAGGUGUACAAAUACCGUUAUCCAUCAUCUUUUAAGAAAAAACCAAUCCUACCAAGCAACACUAACCAUAGUAAAUCUGUCCCCCACCUUCAGCUAUCCCACAUACACAACUGACUCUCCCAUCUGGUGAUUGAAAAAUUGAAAGCAAAGUCUCGGUGGGCAACUGGAUAUAUAUACCAACAAUGGCAGGAGUAAGUGUGUGACUGCCAAGACAAUCAAACCAGGUCUCUCUGUAACUUCUACCCGAAUAAGUUAACACAAUAAAGGGCGGGAAAAGGAGAAGAUGGGGGUUUCUUAAGAACCCAGCAAAAAAGAUUACUUUUUUACUUCCCAUUACCCCUAUUUCCUUCUGAUUCCUGAAUAUAUACUCUCACUCUUUCUCUUUCCUUCACAGUUGCAUCAUUACACCCUCCACGUUAUAUGAAGCUUUGGGAGAGAGCUUCUCAGCUAUGGAAAGUACCAACCCAGAAGGGCUAUUGGAGAUCUCCGAAAAGGGUUAAUGGUAACUAAUGCUUUCCUUCUUUCAUCAUUUGGGUUGUUACUAUUUUUCCACAACGAAUCCCGUCCUCCUCCAGUUCAGUUCAUCUUCUUCCCUUUCGUUACCUGGAGUUUCUUCUUUGUGGCGUUUCAGCUUAUCGUGCUCGUCAUUUGCGUUUUCUGGGGGGUUUCUUUUGAAAGUUCCGACCUUUCAGUUUCUCUUUUGUUUGCUCUCAGAAUAACAAUGGUGGGCUAUAUUGGGUUUCUCGUCUUAGGAACAGUUUCACCUGAAGUUUCCCUAAUUCAAUAAUAUGGAGUUCGGCUUCCAAGAGGGAGAAUUUGCAACACUGGACAGAAGGCUUGGAAUGGAUUCCAUCGUUCUUAGAGGAGGAGACUGUAGGCCAAUGCUAGGAAUCAUGGGGCAGGAUCGGUUCGUCGAUGAUGAUGGAGCUCAGGAGCUUCUGUUAGGAACACCAAGAAGGAACCAGCAUUGCGACCAGGCAGAGCUAGAAAUCAAUUGCCAUGUUCUUCAAGUUCAAAUAGGAGAAAGAGAAGCCAUGUUGAUGUUCAAGAUCAUUUUCCAUACACCUUACAUAAGGCCACAUGUCAUAGUCCUUACUAAAGAACAAGCUGAAGCACUAUGGAAAUCCAAACAUAAGCUCCCUAAGAACUUCAAGUUCAAGGUUCUGGUCUCGGAAAUGGAGUAUGCAGCUCCAGCUGGUUCACUUGUUGUAGAGGAGAAAAAAUGCCUUCCUUGGGAAGCAUCUAAUGUGGUUGAUCAAUUAGCGGGGACGAACUCUAGCCUAUUGAAGGGACUGAAAGACAAUGUUGAAGAGCACGAAUCCAGUGAUUUAAUGAAGCAAUCUGCACCUCCUGCCCUGUCUAGCCAGCCAUCUCUUGAUGCAAAGUCAGAGGAACCAUGUUUAGAAACUACUAGUAUUGAACAUGGCGGGAUACUAUGUGUUUCUUCUAUCAAAGCGCCUCCUCCAUCGAAGAUCAUAUGUUCUCCAAGAAUCCCUCAAACGCCAGUUUCUACGAGGUAUCCGAAUGCAGCAACAUAUUUAGGCCUUGGGAUUACAGCAUUGUUACAUGAUGAUUCUUCAUCUGCUACUGAUGAAUCUAAGCAUUUAAGUCCGGCAGCCAUAGCUGUUUCCUCUCAUGUUAGAAAUGUCGGGAAACCAGUUCACGUCAGUGCCACAUUUGAUGUGAAGCUACUACCUCAACCUUCAUCCCAGUCUCAUCAUGACUCAAGAAACAACGAAACUUCUUCUGAAGCUAAGAAAUCGCCAAUUCCUCCUCCGCCACCUUUACCUCAGUUACCAUUGGUUAGGAAUUCAGCUUUCAGAACAGUCAAAGCAAAACCAACCAAUAAAGCUGCAACACUCAAUUAUCCCCCUCUUCCUCCUCCUUUACCUCCUUUGCUUGCUAAGCAGGCAAGCUCACCACCUCUUAAACAACAGCCAGAUCCUCCUUCUCCGCCACCUCCACCACCAUCUACUUUACCAAAAGCAACCCUGCCACCACCACCGGUGAUAGGAAUACUUACAAACAGGAAUGUGCCUCCAGUUCCAGGGCCACCACGAGCAGGGUUGAUGCCACGGUCAAGAAUUCAAGCUCAACCAAAAAGGUCCAGCCUGAAACCCUAUCAUUGGCUGAAAUUUACUAGAGCAACUCAGGGGAGCAUAUGGGCUGAGGCUCAGAAGUACUCUAAUGACACUUCCAUGGCUCCUGAAUUUGAUAUGUCAGAACUUGAGAGCCUGUUUUCAGCAGCUGCUACUCCGAGUUCGGAGACGAAAGGCAUUGGAGCCAAAUCAAAGCGGCGUGCCUCUGGAGUACGGAAAUCUGAGAAAGUUCAACUGAUUGAGCUUAGACGUGCAUACAACUGUGAGAUCAUGCUGACAAAAGUUAAGAUUCCUCUCCAUGAUCUGAUGAGUUCAAUUCUAGCGUUGGAUGAUUCAGUAUUGGAUGUCGAUCAAGUUGAUAGCCUUGUUAAGUUUUGUCCAACUAAAGAAGAAAUGGAAUUGCUCAAGGGCUAUAAAGGGGACAAUGAAAGAUUGGGGAAAUGUGAAAAGUUUUUCUUGGAACUAAUGAAAGUGCCGAGGGUAGAGUCCAAGUUAAGGGUGUUUUCAUUCAAGUUGCAGUUCUCCCAGCAGGUUUCUGACCUAAGGAGAAACUUGAAUGUUAUUACUUCAGCAACCGAGGAGAUCGUCAGUUCAUUGAAGUUAAAAAGGAUCAUGCAAUCUGUUCUCUCCCUUGGAAAUGCUGUGAACCAAGGAACUGCUAGGGGUUCUGCUGUUGGCUUUCGAUUAGACAGUCUCCUUAAACUCACGGAUACUCGAUCCAGGGACAACAAAAUGACCCUAAUGCACUAUCUUUGUAAGACGUUCGCUGCGAAGAUGCCAGAACUGCUUGACUUCUCCAAAGACCUUGUGAGCUUGGAGGCUGCAACGAAAAUACAAUUGAAAUAUUUAGCUGAGGAGAUGCAAGCCAUUAGCAAAGGUCUGGAGAAAGUUCUACAAGAGUUGGCAGCCUCAGAGAAGAAUGAUGGCACUGUGUCAGAAUACUUCUGUAAGAUCAUGAGGGAAUUCUUGAGCUAUGCAGAAAGGGAAGUGAAGUCCUUGGGCUCACUCUAUUCGAGUGUCGGUAGAAAUGUAGAUGAAUUGGCUGUAUAUUUCGGCGAAGAUCCAGCCCGUUGCCCUUUUGAGCAAGUUGUCUCUACUCUGCUGAAUUUCAAGAGGAUGUUCGUUCGAGCGCACGAGGAAAACAUCAAGCGAAUCGAACUCGAGAGGCGUAAAGCAAAGAAGGAAGCUGAAAAGCAAAGAAGCAACCUCAUCAAUGGUGAUUCCAGAAGGGAGCCUGCUGUAGAUUUCGUGCAAUCUAUUAGGAGUAGGUAUAUAAGAUGAAUAGACAAUCCUUAACAAGGAUAUAGUGGACAUUUCCCCCUAGAUACUAAUCCUGGUGCAACAAGGAAUAACCACAUGCUGUAAAUUUGUAUACGGACCAAAGGUAAAGUGUAGUGGGCCAGCUCGCGAGGCCCAAUAGUUUUAUCUUUCUUCACUUCUGUAUUAAUGGGCCGGUCCUACAGUGCCAUUUCGAAACCCCAAAGGGAAUAACUACCGGGGUAUUCU